ACGGAGUCCAGUUGAAUGGCCCGAUUGAUACGACAGCAUCCUAAAGCACAGCUUUCCAUCGCGGAGGUUUGAGCAGAGCAGAGAGGCAGCGAGGUGCAGGGAGAUACAGCGAUAGACAAGAACACACCAGAGAUUAUACUUGAUGCCCCUCUCGGCGAGAUGGUUGAGUCCACAUCAAGGUUGCUGCCGCUGCUGUGCUCUCCUAAAAUCCACUGUUCACUUUUAGCUUCGUUCUCAGCGUCUUGCAUAGCACUACGGAUUGCUGUCUCUGGCUGAAAAGGAAUUACUUCCCAACCUAAAUACACGUUUAGUUGUAAAUAUGAAAACUGUGCAUAGAGACGGAUACUACGCGGGAUCUAUCGAACUAUCUGACAUGAUCAAUAGAAGAAGCGUUAAAUGCUGCCGGACGGAUUUAGUUCAAUCUAGAACCAUGAGGAUUAGAACUGGAAUUAUAUUCUGGAAUCUCAUGUUUUCAAUGAUGUUCUCGUGUGUGAAAGGGUUCAUAAAUACGUGUGGAGGGACGUUAAAAGGACAGAACGGUACCAUAGAAAGCCCAGGUUUCCCGUACGGAUAUCCCAACGGUGCCAACUGUACCUGGGUCAUCGUAGCGGAACAAAUGAACAGGAUUCACAUCGUUUUUCAAUCUUUCGCCGUGGAAGAGGAGUACGAUUUUUUAUCUUUGUAUGAUGGACACCCACAUCCGGCACACUUCCGGACGAGGUUAACAGGAUUUCAGAUCCCACCUCCCGUCACCAGCACAGGGUCCAUAUUUUCACUACGGCUUACCAGUGACUUUGCAGUAAGCGCUCAUGGAUUUAAGAUGGCUUAUGAAGAGUUAAGGAGCAGCGCCUGUGGGAACCCUGGUGUUCCACCUAAAGGCAUCCUAAACGGAACACAGUUCAACAUCGGGAACACGAUCCGCUACAGGUGUGUGACGGGCUACGUGUUGGACGGUCACCCCCUCCUUACCUGUGUCCUCAACACAGGCAAUAUGGCCGUCUGGGACUUCCCUGUCCCCAUCUGCAGAGCCUGUGGGCAUCAUGUGUGUCGUGAUCCAACAUCCAUUGCCAUUAAACAGUCAUCACUGGCCCUCGCUCAGCCUUUACUCACCAAGGGCCCAGCGCUCAGCCUUUACUCACCAAGGGCCCAGCGCUCAGCCUUUACUCACCAAGGGCCCAGCGCUCAGCCUUUACUCACCAAGGGCCCAGCGCUCAGCCUUUACUCACCAAGGGCCCAGCGCUCAGCCUUUACUCACCAAGGGCCCAGCGCCCAGCCUUUACUCACCAAGGGCCCAGCGCUCAGCCUUUACUCACCAAGGGCCCAGCGCCCAGCCUUUACUCACCAAGGGCCCAGCGCUCAGCCUUUACUCACCAAGGGCCCAGCGCUCAGCCUUUACUCACCAAGGGCCCAGCGCUCAGCCUUUACUCACCAAGGGCCCAGCGCUCAGCCUUUACUCACCAAGGGCCCAGCGCUCAGCCUUUACUCACCAAGGGCCCAGCGCCCAGCCUUUACUCACCAAGGGCCCAGCGCUCAGCCUUUACUCACCAAGGGCCCAGCGCUCAGCCUUUACUCACCAAGGGCCCAGCGCUCAGCCUUUACUCACCAAGGGCCCAGCGCUCAGCCUUUACUCACCAAGGGCCCAGCGCUCAGCCUUUACUCACCAAGGGCCCAGCGCUCAGCCUUUACUCACCAAGGGCCCAGCGCCCAGCCUCCUUACUAG
Oncorhynchus keta (chum salmon) is the source of this 1720-nucleotide messenger RNA. RefSeq lists its product as uncharacterized. The transcript is spliced from 5 exons. The record is from RefSeq and is a predicted model, not a curated record. Lineage: Eukaryota; Metazoa; Chordata; Actinopteri; Salmoniformes; Salmonidae. Bases 320 to 1720 code for a protein of 466 amino acids.